UUUCAGUUUUAGGUGUAAAACACAGCGGAAAAAAAAUGUGCCGUUUACUUCGUCGAUUGUUCUUACUAUCAUUGAUGAUUGGCGUAAUGAUUAGCUUGUUCACCUUCUUAGUCGUCGAUGUGCAGCCGUUUAAACUGUCUUCUCUGAGAUACAAGAGUGAACAAGAGUUCAUGGACACUUAUGCGUUUUUCGAUAAUUUCAACAAUGCAACUGGUGUCGAUCAUUUCAUCGUGCCAAACAUCAUCCAUUUUAUUCGCUUCAAGAAUUUCCAGCUGGGCUUCGUCGAUUACGUGGUACUCAAAGCUGCGAUGCGUAAUCACAGGCCGGAUAAAUUCUAUUACCAUACGGAUGUAAAAGACGCUAAAUGCGAAGGUAAGUAUUGGGAAUGGGUGAAAAAGGAUGAAGCGUUGUGGUCUCGAAUCGAAGUCAAGUACGUCGAGUUGCCAACGCAAGUCUUUGGACAAAAGUUGAGCGAAGGUUGGGGUUUAUUCCACGGCAGCGAUAUAACACGAUUACGUAUUCUGCAAAAGUACGGAGGCAUCUAUUUGGAUAAUGAUUGUUACGUUAUCCAAUCACUGGACAAGUAUCGCAAAUUCGAAUGCACCGUCAACUGGGAUGAAAAUCAAUUUCUUGGCAAUCAAGUCAUCAUUGCAAAUAAGAAUGCUCGUGUCUUGCCAUUAUGGCUAGACACUUAUAAGGAAUAUCAUUCGGACAGAUGGUAUUACAACGGUGGAGAGCGACCCACAGUGGAAGUUUUGUAUCGUCAUCCAGAAUUAGUUCAUCGCGUGAAAGGCAAUUUCGGAGCAGACACUGGUGUAUCGGUCGGUGUCUAUAAGAAUCCACAAAUGGAUUGGCGUCGUUUGGAUAUCAUCCAUUUGCUCAUGGGACAUCGUUCUUAUAUGGACCCUAAUUUCAACAAAACCCCUGUUUUCGACGAAAACAUUAUCCGCACUUAUCCCUAUCCUUUCGGAGAAAUGGCCCGCGAAGUUCUCGAUCUGCCCCCACCCCCAUCCAAAUAGCUAAACCAAAAGGGAAAGAAUCUAAACGUGUUACUGCGACGUAAGACAUUCUUCUUUUUUCUUUACCGAUAUCCAAAGGGAAGGGUGAGCGAAAGGAAACACAUUUUUCUUUUCAUUACCAUCACCCUUUUUUUUUUGCCCACACGUGUCGUAGCUUACCUAUCCCGUUGCACCUGUACAGCCAAAUUCUUCCUUUCAUGUUUCAUUCUGUCGACAGUGCUUGAGUGGGUGUGAGGUCAGAUCAACUGUGCUGAUAUUGUGCAACCUUCAGAGUAGUACCACUAUUUAAUAUGCAAGUUACAGUGUUUUCUUUUUUUGUCUGGUUACCCUUUUUCAUUUUCCUGCAUGGUUUCACAAAAAAAACUCACUUGUUAUAUUAAAUUUAUUUUCAGCUACAUCAGGUUAAAAAAAA
Molecule: messenger RNA, 1431 nt
Organism: Daphnia carinata
Lineage: Eukaryota; Metazoa; Arthropoda; Branchiopoda; Diplostraca; Daphniidae
Exons: 4
Coding region: 36-1019 (327 amino acids)
Source: RefSeq, a predicted model, not a curated record